UUUUGUAAUUAAGUUAUAUUUCACAAUUUUUUAGGAUCAUUAAAAAUCAAUGCCUACUUAUUCAGAAAUUUUUUUUGAUGAAAUGUGCAAAGUUCGUUUACUUGAACCUGAGGUAAAUGAACAAACCAAUGAACUUAAAAAUGAAUGCCAAGAGUUUGUAAAUAAAAUUUUUAAGUUUCAAACUAUUGUUAAUGAUGUUAUUAAAACAGUUGAUGAAAUAGCUGCUGAAGUUGAAAAAGAAAAGGUUCGGGCUAUUGGCUCGAGAAAUUUGCUUAAAUCGAUGACCAAGCAACGUGAAUCCCAGCAUCAACAGCUUCGUGCCUUAAUAGGAGAGAAGCAAGUGCAAUAUGAGCAAUGUAGUUUACAUUAUAACUCUUUACUCAAGUUAGAAAAAGAACAACGCGAUUUCAUAGAUCAAUUUUUACUUAAAAAAUAAUUUUUUUUUUUAAAAAGAUUUUUAAAGACUCCCAAAUAUAGUGUGACCCUAUGCA
Messenger RNA from Hydra vulgaris (swiftwater hydra), 491 nucleotides. NCBI's taxonomy places the organism in Eukaryota, Metazoa, Cnidaria, Hydrozoa, Anthoathecata, Hydridae. The record is from RefSeq and is a predicted model, not a curated record.